GCGAGUGUGCACAAACCGGGUGUAACGUGGGAGGGAAGGACAGGCUUGAAUAACAGCAGUCAACCAGGAAGCUUCUCACCUGAACUGAAACUAUCUGUGUUGAAGAAAGACAACAGCAGUUUUAAAUACAUUAGCUGCACAAAUCUGGGUGAGAGAGAGUGGUGAUCUGCCAAAAGGUCAUGUCAUCGCUAAGACAUUGGAUUUUUGGAACAAUAGUAUCUUUAUGCUGUUUGACUGUACAUGGUAGAGAGGAGUGCGAACCUGGAAAGUAUGGAGAUGGUUGUAGUCGAAAUUGUUCUCAAGGCUGUAAAGCUUUUCCAAAUAACGAAGUGCUCUGUCACAAGGAAACUGGAACAUGUUUCGAAGGAUGCAAUGCGGGAGUGUACGGUGACCGGUGUGAUCAACAGUGCAGCAGAAAUUGCAAAGAAUACACCUGUAUCCAGCAAAAUGGACACUGCGUUUUGGGCUGUAUAGAAAAUCACAUCGGCGACUUCUGUGAGACUUACCAACAGACUACUGUCGUGCAUCAAGGUACUACCUACAGCAGUCACACAACCGUUUCCACAGGUGUGGCACCGACAAGCAGUUCCCAGGUCGUCAUUCCAGUUGUUGUAACAGUACUUGUCCUUAUCCUUAUCCUUGUGGGCGCAGGGGUUAUCUUCAUAUGGCGCAGAAAGAAGGAGAGGAAGAAAAGGGCACGUGACUCCGAGGUUAGGCAGAGUUGUCUCGAAGUUGCCUCCCAAGAGCGUCGCCAUCUUCACAAGAGACUAUUCAUCGUGCUGUCUACUAAGGCUGAGUUCUUUCGGACAUCCUUCUGGAUGCGCUACUAUACUGAGGGCGUAUGCUUUUGCUGGAAUUACAUCCCCGACCCAAUUCAUAUGAGACCCGGGCAUUAGCCUCUACGAUGGCUUUACACAACAACUGCUCCUUGACGGCCAUCA
This is a messenger RNA of Haliotis rubra (blacklip abalone), 941 nucleotides long. Its product is annotated as multiple epidermal growth factor-like domains protein 11. The transcript has 7 exons. The coding region runs from base 180 to 896 and encodes 238 amino acids. NCBI's taxonomy places the organism in Eukaryota, Metazoa, Mollusca, Gastropoda, Lepetellida, Haliotidae. The record is from RefSeq and is a predicted model, not a curated record.